Formica exsecta is the source of this 677-nucleotide messenger RNA. RefSeq names its product odorant receptor 46a-like. Gene Ontology annotation, molecular function: odorant binding; olfactory receptor activity. The transcript has 4 exons. The coding region runs from base 1 to 609 and encodes 202 amino acids. Gene Ontology annotation, biological process: detection of chemical stimulus involved in sensory perception of smell; sensory perception of smell. Gene Ontology annotation, cellular component: plasma membrane. Lineage: Eukaryota; Metazoa; Arthropoda; Insecta; Hymenoptera; Formicidae. The record is from RefSeq and is a predicted model, not a curated record.
AUGGAUCUUCCGAAAGAAAACUUGACGUACAGAGCAUGGCUACCAUUCGAUUAUACGCCACCCUCUGUAUUUUAUUUCGUGUUCACUCACCAAUUGAUAGGCAUGAUGAUCACUGCGGCCGUGAAUGUUGCCUGCGACAGUUUGAUAUCCGGAUUCCUUCAGCAGAUUUGCUGUCAGUUGGAAAUUCUGAAAUACGCAUAUACGGUAAAUCGCAGAUUUGUGAUAAUAAUUGCUGUCCAAUUUGUAGUGAGCAUGCUAGUGGUAUGUGCUAAUUUAUACAAACUGGCUUCCAUUACUAACUUGAAGAUUAAUGGAGAUCUUAUUACAUUGAUAUUGUACACGGCCUGUAUGUUAUCGCAAAUCUUUAUCUAUUGUUGGUUUGGAAACGAACUCAAGUUAAAAAGCCUUACGGUAGUAGAUAGCAUAUAUAAUAUGGAGUGGCAAAUACUUGACAAUAGUAGCCAAAAAGCUCUCUUAUUCAUUAUGAGGCGCUCAAUAAUUCCAAUUGAAUUUAAUAGUGUGAUUAUCAUCACAUUGAAUCUUGAUUCGUUUGUGUCUUUACUUAAAACAUCAUACUCGGCUUACAAUGUGCUUAAACGCACAUCAUAAGGACGAGACUGAUAAAUCAAAAUUAUUAUUGUUCACACAUUUCGUUACUUAUGACGCAACAUAGCAAG